ACCUGCUACACACGGCGCCUCCCACACUCUUUGUCACCGGACCGCCCGGUACAGGUAAAACUGUGGUGCUGCUGCUGAUGGCCAUACAGUGGCUGCGGUGUGGUCACGACGUCUACGUUGUCAGUACCUGGUGGUGGAGUCGUCCAGCGAGCAGCAUGCUGUAUCACCUGUUGCUGCAGACAGUAAAGACACAACAGUCAGCAGGUGUGUCACCCGGUCAGCCUCACCUCCUGGAGUAUGAUCUUUAUGACGAUAAAGACAUUGAGAAGGCCAUCAACGACUUGUCACAGGCGGCGAGCGGAGGGUCGUUGUAUGUCAUCGCUGAUGAAGUAGAAGGUACUGACAGGAAGACUUCCUUUCCGUUAUUCUGUGACAAGCUGCUGACACAAGUUCCUCGUCUCCAUCUCUGGGCGGCAAGUUGUUACCAUGGACACGCACCCGCCGGCUGGCAAGUGGAAUCGUUAACCAGACCCCUCCGCUCUCCACCGACCGUUGUCAGGGAAGUCGAGCAGGACGAGUCGAUCGCUAGACACAACCGUAUCCACCGGUACAGCGACCGUGUUGUGCCCGACCACACAGACGGCCCGCCAGUCAGACAGCUGUAUCACCGAGGUCAGGGUCACACAGGUCGCUUGCCAGAUAACUGUGUCACGUGUGGUCGUGAGGUGGCCAGCUUCCUACACAGUCUUGGUGUUGGUGCUACAGGGAGUUGUACAACAACAUCGACAACAGUCAACUCCAAAAGCGGCGGCACAACACCACCCAGUCUACAGUGGAGAGACGUGCUGGUGUUAAACUGGAAUAACAAUACUAUUAAGCAUACUAAUAACUCGGGUCUGGUGAAGGGACUGCAAGAAGCGGGUAUCCCAGUGCGGGUGAUGAAGGAUGAGGACAUCGAGGACGUGGCCACUGCCAGCAGUGACGUGGUGUGGGUGGUGUGUGGAGAUCGUGUUCGUGGUCUGGAGAGAAAAGUCGUCGUGUGUAUGAAAGACAUUGAUUUUGAGACCAGUAUAUUUGUUGGCCAUGGACUGCAAAUCUCCACCUCUUCCCGACGUGACCUCAUGUCCCGCUGUACCUCACAACUUAUGAUUAUCUUCCCUGACCCCAGGCACCUGACGAUGACUGACAUUACCUCACCUGCCACCGUUGUAGUUGUGUAUCUAACUUUUUUUCACAUUAACAGUUGCUUUUAGCUUUUCUCCGCUUCUACUAUCAGUUUAUCAUGAGAUUACCUACGUUUGUAUCAGUGUCAACAUCAAUAUCACUCGGAUCUACUUCUCACAACAUCUAAUGUCACCAUCACACUUAUCAUGUGAAAUAAACUAUUCCGUUGAGAAUGUA
This is a messenger RNA of Pomacea canaliculata, 1341 nucleotides long. RefSeq lists its product as uncharacterized. Bases 78 to 1193 code for a protein of 371 amino acids. The transcript has 3 exons. NCBI's taxonomy places the organism in Eukaryota, Metazoa, Mollusca, Gastropoda, Architaenioglossa, Ampullariidae. The record is from RefSeq and is a predicted model, not a curated record.